CGGAACCUGGACAGUAUGACACAUACACGCCUCAUACCGCUCAUUAGUAGAUGAGCCCCCAGCAAAGGGUGCUGGUAGUGCGUCUCAUUAUCAGAAAGAUUAGGGAGCAAGCUUGUCCGCGUUUGCAGCUACGACACCGAUCGUCCAUUCCCUGGCGAGCGUCAAUCGGGCUUAAACAGCUGAUCGGAUGAGACAUAGUGAGCGGUAUUCGGCCGAACGUAUCACGUGCGCACUUUUUACAGCGCUACGUCCGGUGUGCAGUGUACGCUGGCGAAGGCACCUAUGAUAAGGACGUACCGGAGCACUGGGCACGUCAGACACACGAUAAGACGCAGACGCACCGUUUUGUGACCGUGGAGCAGCCUGCUGCAGUAAUUCGGUGCCCGAUCGGUGAGGCGAGACACCUUCCAGAAGAACGGUGCUGGGCGGCCACCAUCACGCGUGCGUACAGGGACGGUGUAGCUUAAAAGGGGCUUUGCGGUCAUGGCCAGUCCUUCGUGUUGGCGUAUACUGACCCGCAGGAAAGUGCUGUCGUACGAUGGCAGCUCGGAGAAGCUGGGCCGGAUACUGAACACCUUCGAUCUGACGGCGCUCGGUGUCGGCGCAACGCUCGGUGUCGGGGUGUACGUGCUGGCAGGCCAUGUUUCGAAGGAUCAGGCAGGCCCGUCCGUCGUGCUGUCGUUUUUGAUAGCGGCCGCGGCGUCCUUUCUGGCUGGUCUGUGCUACGCUGAGUUCGGAGCGCGUGUACCCAAGUCAGGAUCGGCGUACAUCUACAGCUACGUGUGCAUCGGCGAGUUUAUGGCAUUCAUCAUCGGCUGGAACCUGAUGCUGGAGUACAUCAUCGGGUCGGCUAGUGUGUCGCGCGGGCUGAGCCUCUACAUCGACACGCUGGUAAACGAUACGAUGAAGACGCGCUUCCUGGAAGUGGCGCCCAUCGAGUGGGACUUCAUGUCCAACUACUUUGACUUUUUCGCCUUCUCCGUCGCGAUCUUACUGGGCAUCGCUUUAGCAUUCGGGCUCAAAAAGUCUACCAUGGUCAACAAUGCGUUUACCGUGCUGAACAUCUUUAUCGUGCUGUUCGUCAUAGUGGCCGGUGCGAUCAAGGCGGAUCCGGAGAAUUGGCGCAUCAGGCCGGAAAACGUGCCCAGCCAGUACAAUGCCGGCGAGGGAGGCUUCUUCCCGUUCGGGUUCGAGGGUACGCUCCGCGGGGCGGCGACCUGUUUCUUCGGGUUCGUCGGGUUCGACUGUAUCGCCACGACCGGCGAGGAGGUGCGCAACCCGCGCAAAGCCAUCCCCCGGGCGAUCCUCUGCUCGUUGACCAUCAUCUUUCUUGCGUACUUUGGCGUGUCGACGGUGCUGACGCUCGUUUGGCCCUACUACAAACAGGACGUUAAUGCCCCGCUGCCGUACGUCUUCAACGAGAUCGGAUGGCACUUUGCGAAGUGGAUUGUAGCGAUCGGCGGCAUUAUCGGGCUGGUGGCAAGCUUGUUUGGCGCAAUGUUCCCACAGCCGCGCAUCAUCUACGCCAUGGCACAGGAUGGUCUAAUCUUUCGGGCGCUCGGUGAGGUUAGCCCACGGUUCAAGACGCCGGUGUUUGGGACGCUCUGUGCCGCACUGCUCACCGGCACGAUGGGUGGUUUGUUCGACCUGCGAGCGCUGGUCAAUAUGCUGUCGAUCGGAACGCUUAUGGCGUACACCGUCGUUGCAAUCUCCAUACUCAUUCUAAGAUUCUCCGAAUACCCCGAUCCGGCCAUCCCAUCCACAAGCACGCGGGACCCGUACGAGUCGUCGAACCUGCUGAAGGCACGGGAACGCGUGACCGGUUCCGCUUUCUUCAAGCAGCUGUUCAACCUGUCCUGCAUUCGGCUGCCGACGAACGUGUCCAGCAGUGUGGUCGGAGUGCUGGUGACAGUCUACUGUCUGCUAGCCAUUGCCCUGUCGCUGACGAUCUUCUACGCCAAGGACGCCAUUUACGAGAUGGAACCGUGGGCCUGGACACUGUUCGGUGUGCUGCUGGGGCUAACGCUGCUGGUGCUGCUGCUCAUCUCGAUACAGCCACGCGAGCGGGCCGAAGCACCGUUCCGGGUGCCGCUGGUGCCACUGCUGCCCGGGAUCAGUAUUUUCGUCAACAUCUAUCUGAUGCUCAUGCUGGACGUUUACACCUGGAUACGGUUUGGCAUAUGGAUGGGAAUUGGACUUGUAAUAUACUUUACGUGCGUAAGCUGCAACAUGCGUGCUGCCAAGAAUCCUGACGUACGCAUACCAAAGUUCCCCGCGGCAGAAACGUCCUCCGAAAUGGGCUACCGAAGAAACGAUGAUGAUGAUGCGGAGCUAGAAAAUGGCUCGGUAGUGAGCCGUGAGCAUAUGAGCUUCCCACAGCAGAAUGGGUACUACUCCCAGAACCUUAGCACAGCCAUAUCCGUCAAGACGGCCGAUAAGGAGGCACGAUUGAUCGAGCUUAAAGCAAGUGUCCCCGCCAAAGAGCUGGCUGUUGGUUCGGCGCUAGCAGUGGCUGGCAGCGGGUCCGAGCCGGAAGAAGAACAGCGGCAAACGAAACAAUCCCGAUCGAACACCUCCACGCCCAAGAGUAGCUUCGAUGAGAUCAUACCACUAUCCGAAGGGACAGUGCGAGGAUUUACGGAAAAGGUAGAACCGAACGGGAAGGUUUAUUUUGUGGCACAGGAGGGGGACACCGCACCGGGGCACGGGGACGAUGGGCGAAAAAUCACACCUCCAGUGAGUGGGGAGCACACCGAGCAGCCGGGCUCGCUGACGGAUGAGAAGGAAACGUCUAAAGCGAUCGCAUUCCUAGACCACAUUCUGGACGAUGAAGAUACGCUACCGUCCGGCGAGGAAGCGCUCAGCUCGGCUGAGUACAUUGGCCGGGCAAAGGGAGACGAUGAUGAGUCGCUAGCGAGUCCCGUCUUUCGGGAGCAGUCUGUCAUUGCCGAUAUCCACCGAGCGGAUGAUAGUAUCGUGGAGGUGGAGCAGAGCUCGCAAGAAAACGUUACGGAAGAACCGAAGAUCUCUACCUCAGAUGAUGAUCAGCAGCAAGUACAGGAAAGGACAAAGGAUCAAGAAGUCAAUGAGGAGGCAGAUGAAAAUGCACAAACUCCAACGAUCACGAUAGCGUCCAGUGAAGACCCUCCUCGAGUGGAUUCUGGGAACAAUAAGUCUAAGCUAAAGCCACGAGUGAUGUACAUCGCAGGGAUGGAAGCGGACGGGGAGCCCGCUCCGAAGCUGCUCACCGAAGAAGAGCAGGACCAGAUCAACUUCCGAGCGGCAGAAAAAGAGCGGUUCAUGAGCCGGCUCAGUACAUUGCUUGUCAAUCCUGUGAAGAUACCGCUCAAACGACUUCAUCCACCCGAUGAGGAGCAGUUGGAAGGAGAACACGGGCCACGGUCUGCAGAGUCCAGCCGACAGCUACCCGCAAUGUCUCCACCGACUGGCCCGGGCAUUAUCCGCUCGACCAGCGAACCCAGCUUUGUGCUGUUGCUCAACAAACUCAGCCAUUCAAACUCCCCGCAGGAAAGUGAAACGGACGAACCGGAGCCGGAUAGAGCACGGUCGGAGCACAGUAGCGUCGUCAUUCCACCGGCGCCCAAGUUCGACGAAACGCUGUUCAACACAAUCCGUGCCGGGUCAGUCAUUCCCGACACUCCGCGGAGUCCCAUCCCGACGGCUCCCAAGUUCGAUCCGGUGCUGUUCAACACGCUCGGCAAGGGAAAGGCUCAGCGGGCGUCGAUUUUGCCUGCGGACCCCGAACCACCAACCCCAACACCUGUAGCUCCCGCCGAAGCACCACAAUAUUACGAAGUGGAGCUGAAGAAGCUCAAACCUGUGCCCAGCUCGGCGGCAGUACUUCCUGCCGCACUCAAACCCACAUCGCCACGCAAAGAGCCGUCCCGCGAUGAGACUAACCAGCUCGAGAACGACUCGGAACCCUCCAAUCCCCGCGCAGCUUUCAAGUCUCGGUUGGAGAAGAUCCUCCAGCGAGGACCGCUCGAUGCAAUGGGACGUCCGAAGUCGUUGCAACCGAUCGCUAUGGUGGCGGUCAGCGAGGAAAACCUUCAGCGCACGAUCGCCGAUCAGCAGCAGCCGGCUUCGAGCACCGAUUCCGGGCUCAGUAUGGGCUCGUCUAAAGAUUCCAUCGCGUCCACCACACCGAUCGCGACGAAACCGCGCGACGAAAGCUUUCGCGAUCGUGCCCGAGGAUUCGAUACGGCGAAAAAGAAACAGAAGCUCCUGUUCGAUGACGUGCUGAAGUCGAUCAAUCCCGAAACGCGCCCCAGCAGUAUACGCAACUCGGUCGAGCACCGGGUGUCGUUCCGUAACUUCAAGGAGGGCCUACGGAAGACGGUCCCGCCAAAACAGUUUCUGCCCGAUGCGUAGCCGAGUAGGUGCCGGCUGACUGUAGAUUGUGUUGACGCUAGUCCCACCCAUUACCCUACACUGUAUUAACCUGCCUACCUGAACACCCCUUUGCUACUACUGAUGACCGCGGUCUAACACUCGCCACUAAGUAAGAAACCUGGCAUGCAAACCAUUAAACCUCUACUCAUGCUGGUCUGUGUUCCCUGCGGAUGCGGACUUUGCUCUAAUGUACCUUCCCUUAAUGUUUUCAUUAAUUUUCUCCUCACGUACUUGUUUACGGCGCUGGCAGGUUUGUCACUGUACGCGUUUUAUGGGUUCAAGAACAGCUACAGAGAGGUGUACGCAAGCCAGCUUGGUUGGACCAAACUGAAGUACGUUCAAUAGGCAGAAGGCACGCCGGCAUGCGGUAACGUGAUAUAAACAGGGGGCAAAGACCCUCCCCGUGGAGGUGGACGAUCGUAUCCUGUUGGUUGUUUAGGAGACCGAGUACUUUCUUUAGUAAAAAAAAUCCAGCAGAUCACAGAACAAACACACGUACACAGCCACAAUGGUGAGGCUGUCCUGAACCUGGCCCGAAGGGGCAGCGUCACAUUCGCUUUCGUAUUCGUUUUGCCAUACCACACCAUUUACCUAAAAGCUCACACGAUAUGUAUAGGCUGUAUCGCGGACUUGUGACGAGUCCUGUCCUGGGACGAGUGUGGAUCUAGGAGACAAUAUGUUGUUUUGUUUGUCUGUUUUCAAUUUUUUUAUUUUAAUUUAUUCGUUGUCCGUUUAAACACCGCGUGAACGCACUCUAGCAGGUAGUGCUGUGAGCUGCGUUAGAGGAAUAUGAACAGAUAUGCUUAGGUUAGCGUUCAAUUCUACAUAGGAUAGGAUCACCGAGUAGCACAUAGUGGCGAGCUUCAAGUGCUCGAGCAACAAACGAAAACGUGUCGCCCCGUUCGCUCCACGGUACACUUCGUACAACUGCGCCUGCACUAGCGAAGUAACCGAAACCGAGCGUAUGGACCGAAACGUACGAAAAUAAACGAACUCUUUCGAUCAACUUUGAUCGACAAAAUGGUA
Messenger RNA from Anopheles stephensi (Asian malaria mosquito), 5439 nucleotides. RefSeq names its product cationic amino acid transporter 2-like. The transcript is spliced from 7 exons. Gene Ontology annotation, molecular function: amino acid transmembrane transporter activity. Gene Ontology annotation, biological process: amino acid transport; transmembrane transport. The record is from RefSeq and is a predicted model, not a curated record. The coding region runs from base 484 to 4392 and encodes 1302 amino acids. Gene Ontology annotation, cellular component: plasma membrane. Lineage: Eukaryota; Metazoa; Arthropoda; Insecta; Diptera; Culicidae.